GGCCUCUUGCGGAUCCGGACCCCCUCGACCUCGCCGCGAUCGCACUCGCGCUUUUCCCCUUUUCCCGCCCUCUCGCGUUUCCGUUUCCGGUUCGCCCUCUCGGGUUCCACGCUCGUUUCCGUCGAGGGAUUUUUCGGGAUCCAAAACCCCAUCAAUCGCGAGUGUUUCAGUUUCAAUCGUUGUAGGUAUUUCCUAUGGAAAGUCACAAUACCACAAGCGCAAAAUCAGUUUUCGGAAAUAUAUAGCGGAUAUUUGACCUUAUUAGCAGUGUAAUAAAACUUGUUUUUCUUUUUUUUUAAAGAAAAAAAGUGAGUGCGGAAGGUGUAGUAUUCGUUUCCUUCAAAGUUAAGUGAAGUUUUCUGCGUGAAAAAAAACGGACUUAACGUGCGGAGUACGUAGGGGUUAUCAUCGCCCAUAAACUGCGCUCCGUGACAUUGGAUUCGUAUCCCUGAAACAUCAGUUGCCGUAUUUAACUAAUUUGGCGAAUCUGAUCGAGGGAAUACUUGGACUUCGUCUCCUUUAUCGUGAUUGAUGUUUCUCGACCUCACUCCGGAGAAUGGUCGAAGAUGUGAUUAGUCAAGGAGCAUCCUUAUUCGUCCAAUGGUGAGGCACUAUCGUUUCCGAUACCGUUGAUCCUCUGAAGACGACCUGAGCUUUUUUAUCUAUGGGACGAUUAAAAACCAUCCACAAGAGUGCAGAAUUAUGAUACUCAAUUGAGCGCUGGGACGCAGGAUGUACUGGGUGGCGGUGGUGGGAGUCAUUCUAUUGAGCAUCUUGUCAUCUCAGUCACGAUCCACUGCAAAUAGUAAUACAGACUACAAAAUCAACCCGAAGCCAUGCUGGGUGAACGGACUGGAGGGCACGUGCAUGUUCGUCUGGGAGUGCAUCAACUCGGAGGGGCGUCACGUCGGGAUGUGCGUUGACACGUUCAUGUUCGGGAGCUGCUGCGCCCACAACCUGAGCUCGAACCAACUGGACAUGCUCCCGGACCCGUCCGAGCCGGCCGUCCUCUUCACGCAACCCAAGCCGCCCCGCCAGAAACCCAGCUCCACCGGGCGCCCCUCGCCCGCUACGGCGCGCCCCUCGCCGGCCAUCGGCGAGCCCUUCAACGUCAACACGGUGCUCAGCGUCAACAAGCCCGGGCGGCCGCUGAGCAACGAGAUCGACCACUUCCACAGCCAGCCCGAGUCGCAGCCGCUCGUCAUGUACGGCGGCUACGACCGGAACCACAACAACCACAGCCACGCCUUCAGCCACAGCCACGGCCUCUUCAGGCCGCACAACGUGAGCCACAGCGACAAGCCCAGCCACGGCUCCAGCCACAAUCAUAUCCAAAGCCACAGCCAUGGGCAUGGUCAAGGACAUGCCCACAGUCAAGAUUACAGUGGGAGCCACCUCGGGAACCACAUCCAGGGCCACCACGGGCACGGGCACAGCCACUUCCGGCCGCACAACGAGAUCAUGCAUGUAAAUAACGAGGAGAACGAGGUGCGCCCGAGCGGGAACUACGCUUUCGGGGGCCACGCUGUCUAUAGUAGUGUAAAUAACCGGACGAUGGAGAUGGAGCGCCCGGCGCCGGCGCCAGCGUCGAGCGAGCAGGCAACUAGUCAGUCGCUGUCCAUGUCCACGCCGGACGCGCCCGCCUCGAUGACGUCAUUCAUCUCCGUUUCUUCUAGUCGGCCCUCCCUGGGCCCCUUCCACGGGGGCCUCUCGUCGGCCCUCAACUCCGGCACCAAGCCGCAGUUCGUCACGUAUCAAUUUACCACAACUACCUCAGCACCGCUAUCUAGUCAUAAACCUAGUUGGAAUCUCACGCUUCUGGAGAGCAUGAACGAAAUCGACGACGGUAGUAAGGGGAGCACGGAGUCCUCGUGGCCGUUCCACACGCGCCCCAGUUGGUACUCGACGAACCAGCCCUUCGUGACGCGGCCCCGCCCCUCGUCCGGGGUCCGCCCCAAGCCGUCGCGCCCGCACCAAUCGACGGCCUCGAGCAGCGCGGCCACGCCCACGAGCACCGCCUCCUCGCCCGCCUCCAGCUACUCCUCGCCCGCGUCGCCCUUAGCGGCCACGUCGACGAUGACGUCACCCAUCUCCAGCUCCACGACGCAGGUGCCCAACGUCGUCGUCUUCUCCUCGCUGCCCCUCGUCGUCAGCUCCAGCUCCGGGGACAAGAAGAAGCCGCAGAACGGAUACCCUAGCUCCACCUCUUCUGGACCGGUUUCUGCCAUCGGACAUACUGGCACAACGUGCGGCUCUUCUCCGUUGCAUCCGAAACACGAAGUGCGGAUCGUCGGCGGCAGGAACGCCCAGUUCGGAGUCUGGCCCUGGCAGGUGUCUGUUCGGAGAACAUCAUUUUUUGGGUUUUCAUCGACGCACAGAUGCGGCGGUGCUCUGCUUAACGAAAACUGGAUAGCCACAGCAGGUCAUUGUGUUGACGAUUUGUUGGCGUCUCAGAUCCGAAUCCGGGUCGGCGAGUACGACUUCUCGUCGGUGCAGGAGCCGUACCCGUUCGCGGAGAGGGGCGUGGCCAAGAAGGUGGUCCACCCCAAGUACAACUUCUUCACGUACGAGUAUGACCUGGCCAUGGUGCGGCUGGACAACCCCCUGGAGUUCGCCCCGCACAUCAUCCCCAUCUGCUUGCCCGGCUCCGACGACCUCCUCAUCGGGGAGAACGCCACCGUCACCGGCUGGGGUCGCCUCAGCGAAGGGGGCACCCUCCCUUCCGUCCUUCAAGAGGUUUCAGUGCCAAUAAUCAGCAACGACAAAUGCAAGAGUAUGUUCCUGCGGGCCGGACGACACGAGUUCAUUCCGGACAUUUUCAUGUGCGCGGGAUUUGAUGACGGAGGUCGCGAUUCGUGCCAAGGUGAUUCUGGAGGUCCACUUCAAGUGCGUGGAAAGGACGGCAAGUACUUCCUCGCCGGAAUUAUCAGUUGGGGAAUCGGGUGUGCUGAAGCAAACCUCCCUGGAGUUUGCACAAGGAUAUCGAAAUUCGUGCCGUGGAUACUCGAAACUGUGACGUAGUCAUGAUGUGCUCAUUUAAAAAAAAAAAAAAAACGCGAAGACCUCUUCUGGAGACAAAAGACAGGAAGUGUUCAAACUGUUCGAUUUAAUUCCUUUAUAAUUGACCGGACACUCCUUUGAAAAGGGCAGUUGCAUAUGACAUUGCUGACAUUGACUUGAAUAAUGUUGAUGUUCCACGCAUUUUCAACGAAGAACACGUCUAAAGCUUCCAAAAUGGACAAGUUAAAAGUUGAAGUUGUAGAAUGAAGUAGAAAGCUUCACAUUUUGGUUUCAACCGCAAAUCAAGUGUAAACAACAGAACUAAACUGCCUACGUAUUCAUCAAAAUACUGCGUAAAAGCUUUCAUAUUCGUAAUUCUAAGAUGAAAUGACAAGUAUCGAUUGUCCAAAAGCCAGAGAGGACACAAAUGUGAGGAGAACAAUCCGUAAGGCUGCGGUGGAAACAGCUGAAAAGGAUUCUUAAACUGAUGUCUUAAAUACUGUUGUUGUGUUGUUUUUAUGUUUGAAAUGAGACCGGAUUGCCAGCAAACAUGAUAGUCGCUUCCUUAUCCAUAGUUAAAUUAAACUAAAAAUGGCAAUACAUGUGUCUCCUUAUAUUUUCGAACUUUCUGAAAAGUAAUAGAAAAAACAACUUAAAUCGCAACUGCCCCAAUGAAAAAUGUUUUCUGUAGAAGUGUGUUCGAAUGUGAAUGGGUUCAGUAUUAUUCAAGCCUGUUAAAUUACUUUGUAGGUUAUAGGAUAAAAUCAAAUUGGCUUGUGUAAAUAUUUGACCUGCGUAUUUACCAUUCUGACACAGCAUGCAGAUAAUUUUGUUUUUUUUCGUUGUUUUUUAUUUUCAAGUGAUUUUUUUCUACCAAUCUGGUGCCACAACUUUGCUCCAUUUUUCUUUGAUUGACUAUGAAAGCGAAGGACAUGUCGUUGCUGUACCAACUUGUCCUUGAUGCGAUGCUGGUAUGACCAAAAAUUUGCGAAGGGAAAACCCAAUUUUACCAGCAUAUGCAAGUGGUGUGCUUAAUGAUGACGUUUGGCAAUUUAUAUUACAGAUCAUAAAAAUUUCCUCCGGCAAAUUAACAACUAGAUCGUAAAAAAAUGGGUCAUAUUACGCGUUUUGACCGCAAGAACAAACUUUUGAAAAACAAGAUACUUUAUAAAGAUGCCACACCAUUACAAAUCAUUAUUAUUUCUUCCUUAACUUAUGAAAGUUCUGUAAUUAUUUUCUCAAUUCUUAAUUUCUUUUUAACUUGAGGUGUAGAGAUUGACACCUUUUUUACGAUCAAAGUCUCCUAAUUAUUGACCAAAUAUAUUACAGCAGUUCACUUUCCUGGCUCAUGUAGAGCUACUCGAUGCACAACCUAUGAGUACUGCUCACAACCAUUUUUAUUUCAAGCCUACCAAUCAAGCAAAUGAGCUGAGCAACAAUUAAUAAAAAGUGUCAUUUGCUUCACAAAUUAAACAUACUUCUUUGAUGAUACUUAUCAAAGGUCAACUAAAGAGAGACGCGUUCAUGAAGUUGAUUUUAUAACUUCUUUCCUGUAAAA
Bemisia tabaci is the source of this 4558-nucleotide messenger RNA. NCBI's taxonomy places the organism in Eukaryota, Metazoa, Arthropoda, Insecta, Hemiptera, Aleyrodidae. The record is from RefSeq and is a predicted model, not a curated record.